Molecule: messenger RNA, 2272 nt
Organism: Gamsiella multidivaricata
Lineage: Eukaryota; Fungi; Mortierellomycota; Mortierellomycetes; Mortierellales; Mortierellaceae
Product: glycosyl hydrolase family 47-domain-containing protein
Exons: 8
Coding region: 202-2145 (647 amino acids)
Biological process (GO): carbohydrate metabolic process; N-glycan processing
Cellular component (GO): Golgi membrane; endoplasmic reticulum
Molecular function (GO): mannosyl-oligosaccharide 1,2-alpha-mannosidase activity; calcium ion binding
Source: RefSeq, a predicted model, not a curated record
GCCUUUCCCUUCAAGCUCUAGCAGCAGAGCUUGCCUGGCGAUACUUUGGCCAAGCCCAGACGCUGUGAUAAUUGGGUCUACCGGGGGAAGAAAUCUUUGUCUGUCUUCCCAGUGGAUACCAAAGAAGCCGCACCAACUAUUUUCCACCUCAUCAGUCAAUCCCUCAUCUCUUCUCCCUCCCCCUUUCCACAGUCGUGAACCAUGGAGCCGACAUCUCCCACUCAUAAAGCCUCCAGCUUUGUUGUCGACAUCGAGCAGGGCCUUCCAUCUUCGGCCAGCGACCCCUAUGGACCCUCUCCCGGCCCUUCAGACUACCGCCCAUCUCCAAAGCCUGCGGGGUCUGCCACCCCAGCCCUCACUGCUGUAGCGCCUCUCACUAACUUGAAGCGACUUUUUGACCGCAAUCCCUCGGCAGUGGUCAGUGGGCGAUACACUAUCAACUUCCGCCAGAUGCUCAUCCUCGUCGUGAUCCUCAUGAGUUUGACAGGACUAUGGACCAUGAGCCGCCCAUCUACUUUGGGAACUGACCUCGAACAGGAUCAGCAAUACGUCCCACCACCACCUCCACAUCAUCGCCCCUACCCUGAUAUUGGCCACAAGGAGCCAUUGAUCCAGGAGAAUACCCAUGAAUCCUUACCAUUCAAAGCCGCUCCUGGUGGGAACGUUGACGCAGCGCGCGAAAGAUACGAGCGAGUCCGAGGAAAGGGAACCAAAACCAGCCUAAAGAACAUCCAAUUUGAUUUCCCCGAGGAGUCUGCACAAGACCGAGCCGAGCGAGAGAAACGCUUGAAGGCUGUCAGGGAUGGAUUCGCACAUGCUUGGGGCGGUUACAAACAGCACGCAUGGGGUCACGAUGAGGUCCGUCCAGUCUCGGGAGGAUUUGUGGACCGUUUUAACGGCUGGGGUGCGACUAUGAUCGACAGUUUGGACACCCUCGUCAUCAUGGGUUUCAACAAGGAGUUUGACGAGGCUCUCGAGUGGGUCAAGACUUCGUUCGACAUGACCAGACAGCCGACUGCCCAACUUCAAUUCUUCGAGACCGUCAUUCGCUAUCUGGGUGGACUCCUGAGCGCAUACGACCUCACGGGAGAGGAGGUCCUGCUCGACAAGGCGGAGGAGCUUGGUGGUUACUUGUUGAAUGCCUUCCAGAGCAAAAAUUUCCCCUCUGGCAGGUUCGCCGUCCAGAAGUCUGCCAACUCCCCCGGAUACAGCUUUGUGGUUGCAGAAAUCGGCACGAUCCAGCUCGAGUUCUCUCGCCUUUCGAUACUCACCAACAACCCGAUCUACGAUCAAAAGGCACAAAGAAUUUUCCAAGUCUUGGGCACCGCCACCUCUGAAUUGCCUGGCCUGCUCCCAGCAUUUGUGCAGGAUGGCGAAGGACAUCACUACAGUAACUUUAAGGCAUCUGUUGGUGGCAUGAUUGAUAGCUACUACGAGUAUCUUCUCAAGGAAUGGAUUUUACUCGACGGCAAGGUCCCAAAAUACCAAGAAAUGUUUGAAACAUCUGUUGAUUCGAUUGAGAAGUACAUGAUCCUUCGGCCGGAGAAUGGCUCGCAUGACUACGCAAUUCUGGGCACCGUCAACUCGGGAAGCAAGAGUGUUGAUGCUGAGAUGGGACAUCUUGCCUGUUUCAUGGCUGGAUCCUUGGCUAUGGGCUCUAAGUACUUUAACAGACCUAAUGACUUGGUCCUGGCGAAGCAAGUUGCCGAGGCUUGCUAUCUUGGAUAUCAUCGCUCUGUUACAGGCAUCGGCCCUGAGGACAUGAGAUUCAUGAAGAGCAACAAUGGCAAAGGAUUCAUCGCCCGUCCAGACACGUUCUAUUCUCGUUCAAGCAGCCGCACUGAAUACAUUUUGAGGCCAGAAACGUUGGAGAGCUUGUGGAUUUUGUACCGUCUUACUGGCGAGAAGAAGUACCAGGACCAGGCAUGGGAAAUCUUCCAGUCAUUGGAGAAGCAUUGUAGGACAAGUAUUGCCUACUCUGGUCUUCUUGACGUUAAUGAGCCAAACUUAUACGAUAACAAGAUGGAGAGUUUCUUCUUAGCGGAGACGAUGAAGUACCUCUACUUGAUGUUCUCUACGCCGGACGUUAUCUCGCUGGAUAACUUCGUGCUCAACACCGAGGCCCAUCCCCUCAGGAGGACCUAAAUGAUCUAACUAUUGCUCUUAUCAAAUACUCUAAGCUUGGCACGCCUUAGUUCUCAUCUCUUCGAUUUGCGAUUCUGAUUGUGUAGGGUUGCGCGUUUAUAAAAUAAAAGGAUCGACAUUGAACAGA